GAGAGUGCAGACCGCCACAGUCCUGUCGUGCCCACCCGGUCUCAUCACCGGGCUGACGGACAGACAGAGAGGGGACACCGAGCAGAAGGCGACAAAGGGCGGACUGACCGGCACCAUGAAGCUCAUCUGCCGGUUGCAGCUUGCGAGUAGGAAGUGUGCCCUUCUGCGAUAGAUAGCCACCCGCCAUGGAGCUGAGAUAACCUCUUCCUCUUUUCUUCACCAAUCACGGCUCUGGAUUUAGUAUAAUCAUGGGAACAUGGCGUGGUCUGCGGGUGGCAUUCAUCCUGGGGUCUUUGUUCAUGAUUCUGCUGAUCAUCGUGUACUGGGACGAUGUCGGGGGCUUCAACCUCUACCCGCUGCAGGAUCCCAAACGUGAGUCGCUUCACCCUCAGACGACCACCGGGCCCUCACACUCCACGUCCACCAGCAGAGCCAAGACCGGUUCUUUCUCCACUGUCCUCACUACUGCUCCCAGUCCAACACUGGUACCUGAUGAGACAGGUGGAACAGCUGAGGAGCAUACAGAGGAGGAGUGGACGGAUGAUAGGGAGCAGGAGGCGAGGAAGCAGAGUAUCAUGGAUGUGUGUUCAGGAAAGGAUGCUGUUGAAUUCCCAGGGAGGACUCGGGCAUUUGAGCAGAUCCCCAACAGGGAACUGGAUCACCUGAUAGUGGAUGACACUCACCAGAUUAUCUACUGCUACGUUCCCAAGGUGGCGUGCACCAACUGGAAGAGAGUGAUGGUGGUUCUGUCUCAGUCUCUUAUUUCGCCCUCCUCAGGAAAACCUUACACUGACCCAGAGGCUGUACCUCCUGACGUCGUACACAACUCCUCUCUCCACCUCACUUUUGCCAAGUUUUGGCGCCAUUAUGGUUCUCUCUCCCGCCACCUGAUGGCACUCAAGCUCCAGCACUACACCAAGUUUCUGUUUGUACGAGACCCUUUUGUUCGUCUUAUCUCAGCCUUCAGGAACAAGUUUGGAAAGCCUAACGAGGACUUCUACAAGCAGUUUGGUUCUGUCAUGCUGCGUCGUUAUGGUAAUGUGUCGGGCAGUUUGCCAGCGACAGCGGCUGAGGCGUUCGCAGCAGGAAUCAAACCAACAUUUCAGCAGUUUAUCACGUACCUGCUGGAUCCAGAGACGGAGAGGGAGAGUAUCUUCAAUGAACACUGGCGGCAGGUGUACCGUCUGUGCCAUCCAUGCCAGGUGAAGUACGACUUCGUUGGACGACUAGAAACCCUGGAAACAGAUGCGGAGCACCUGCUGAAGCUUCUGGAGGUGGAUCAUCUGGUACGCUUCCCUUCAGGGGCUCGAAACCGAACUGCGGCCAGCUGGGAAAGAGACUGGUUUGCGCAGAUUCCCAUGACAAUGAGGAGAGAACUGUACAGGCUGUACGAACCAGACUUUAAGCUGUUUGGCUAUCCCAAACCUGACAGCAUGCUCCACCAGUAGACCACCGAGAGCCAAAGGCCUGGGCACUGCACUGUGUGUGGAGCCCAAACCUCAACUACCUGCACACAGCCAGCAAAUGCCUUUAAAGACGAGUCUAUGAUGCUGUUUGUUUUAUUUGUUCUGUGCAUACCUCAAAUGACUGAAGUGCCUGCCAGUAUUAUUUUAUUGUUCUCAUCAUUUCAUAUCUGAAGCACACCUGCUUACAAGCUGCGUUAUCCCAGUCUGUUUCCCCCGUGGAAAGGCACUUUGAAUCGUAUUUUGUGAAUAGUAUUUUGGUAAGUCAAAGGGAAAGGACUGGGGCUAACUGUUAGCUGACAUCUCUCUGAAGGGAAACAUGUUGCAGAGAAGUAAAGUGUUUUUGCAAA
Molecule: messenger RNA, 1813 nt
Organism: Epinephelus moara (kelp grouper)
Lineage: Eukaryota; Metazoa; Chordata; Actinopteri; Perciformes; Serranidae
Product: carbohydrate sulfotransferase 12-like
Exons: 6
Coding region: 249-1448 (399 amino acids)
Biological process (GO): proteoglycan biosynthetic process; carbohydrate biosynthetic process
Cellular component (GO): membrane
Molecular function (GO): sulfotransferase activity
Source: RefSeq, a predicted model, not a curated record